Mercenaria mercenaria is the source of this 1230-nucleotide messenger RNA. Its product is annotated as piggyBac transposable element-derived protein 4-like. The coding region runs from base 1 to 1230 and encodes 409 amino acids. Lineage: Eukaryota; Metazoa; Mollusca; Bivalvia; Venerida; Veneridae. The transcript has a single exon. The record is from RefSeq and is a predicted model, not a curated record.
AUGUACUGGAGUAGUGAUCCUAUGUUUAGUCCAUGUGGAAUAAAAGAGAGAAUGACACGCGAUCGGUAUGAUAAAAUCAGUAAGUACUUCCACGUAGCUGACACAUCAUGCAAUCCGGCACGCGGACAACCAGGCCAUGACAAACUUUCUCAUGUUCGACCGAUUCUUGAAGCCGUGCGUGUAAAUUUGAUGGCCAAUUAUAAACCGCACCGUGAAACGACAGUUGAUGAGGCUAUGAUUGGAUAUACCGGUCGCUUAGGAUUCAGACAAUAUGUGCCAAUGAAGCCGACUAAACGUGGGAUCAAAGUGUGGGUAAGGGCGGACCCUCACAAUGGAUAUGUGAAUGACAUUCAAGUGUAUUUAGGUAAGGAGAACCGUGACGGAGACAAGGGUUUAGGGGAACGAGUUGUGAUCGAUUUAGUAACACCAAUUUUGAAUCGCGGACAUCAUGUGUAUUGUGACAAUUAUUUCACUACGGUAGGGCUAUUCGAAGAAUUACAACAGCAAGGAACUUACGCGUGUGGAACAUUUAGAUCCAACAGACGAGGAAUUCCGGACGAAAUAAAACAGCAGAAGCUGAAGGAACAAGGGACAUCUAUCACGAUGCAGAAAGGAAACAUGGUUGCGACAGCUUGGAGGGACAAGAAGACCGUAUUCAUUUUAUCUACAAACUUCGAUCCAACAACGCCGAGAACAACAGUUCAACGAAGGCAGAAAGACGGAAGUCAGAAAGAUGUUUCUUGCCCGGAGUCCGUACGAAAUUACACAAAGUACAUGAACGGUGUUGACCAUGCGGAUCAGCUACGGGCAAUGUACAGUCUAGCGCGCAAGUCAGCCAAGUGGUGGAAAUAUCUUUUCUGGUUUUUAGUUGAUCUUGCCAUAGUUGGAGCCUAUAUUCUGAUGAAGGAAUCACCAAAUCACCAACAGAAGACAAGAACAGGAAAACCUAAGCCACUGACACAACUGGAUUUUCGAAAGAAAGUCGCGAAGCAGCUAAUUGGGGACUUUAUGCAGAAAAGGAAACGCAACGUGCUCAAGGAAAAUAUUCAGCUACAAGGCAGGAUAUGCUGGCCGGCUAAUUUGGGAAAAAGGCGAACCUGUAAGAUGUGUUCAAAAAAUGGAAAGCGACGCGAAACACAGUAUGGUUGUGAAGGAUGCGGAGUGAAUCUUUGUGUUGAGUGCUAUAAGCCGUACCACGUUGAAAAAUUUCCGGAGCGAUUUGGGAAAUAG